AUGGGGGUAACGGUACUUCAACAAUUUCCCUUUGUGGAAAAUCGUACGGGUCCGCAAACGAUUGAAUUACUCACAAAGAGAAUCGUCGCUCUUGGAGCCGUUCAAUGUGGUCAAUUUCUCGUGGAUUGCGAAACGUACACGUCGACAUCGGCAUUGGGAUCCCAGAAAACUCUACACGUUUUCCAUAAUUCCGAACAACCGGCAACCGUUUUUUCAAUAUUGGAAACGGGAACGAAAACCGUUUCCCUCGUCGCAGACGGACUAUUCGAUCUUCUCAUGCUUAAAAUGACGUCUAUUUACACGUCGAAAAAACAAACGAAAUGCGAAUCGAAAGGAUCGAGAUUCGAACUGGGAGAUUUUUGCGUGAAAUUGGGAAACGUGACCAUGAGUCAGAGUUUCAAAGGAGUUUUGGUCGAGGUCGAAUAUCGACCCUGUUGCAUUCCUGCCAACUGUUGGGAAUUGCUCAAAGAGUUUUUACAAGGAUUUUUAGGAUCCUGCGUUCAAAGUGCUCCUCCGGCUUACCUUCAAGCUCGGAUAAAUGAUUUAUAUCAACCGAUUGAUACAAUACACCAAUAUUUGGAACAUUUUAGCUUGUACAGGAAAGCUCCGGGAGUCCGUUGA
Messenger RNA from Pediculus humanus corporis (human body louse), 621 nucleotides. Its product is annotated as mediator complex subunit, putative. NCBI's taxonomy places the organism in Eukaryota, Metazoa, Arthropoda, Insecta, Psocodea, Pediculidae. The transcript has a single exon. Gene Ontology annotation, cellular component: mediator complex. Gene Ontology annotation, biological process: regulation of transcription by RNA polymerase II. The coding region runs from base 1 to 621 and encodes 206 amino acids. The record is from RefSeq and is a predicted model, not a curated record. Gene Ontology annotation, molecular function: transcription coactivator activity.